AUGUCGAUGCAGAAUCAACCAAUCUUCUCCGGAAAGCCAGUGGAAGAUGUCGAUCUCUAUAUCGACCAGUGCCGGUUUAUGCGGGCAGGGAUGCAGAUGACACCGGAAGAAAAGAAACAAGCCAUUGCCACAACUUUAUUUGUCGGGUUGCGGGAUGGCGCCUUGAGGUUUGGACGCACUCUCCCGAAGACACAUUAUGAUGAUGCGUUGGACCCGAUUGAUCUGGAUUUCUUUAUCCGUUUUCAACUAAGGGGCAGGAUUCGCCGCCAAGGCGAUAUUACCAAGAGAAGGGUGCAGAUGGCACAUGAAUAUGCACUGUAUCAGUAUAGACAGGGGAAAAUCACGGAUGUCGCCCAGGGAGGGCAAUAUACUCGGGUCUAUCUGUGCGACAGCCCAUGGGCACAAAACACCCAAGCACCUAAGCAGUGGCAUGGUGCCCCACUCCCAACCAUUCGAAAAGCCAUUGGGGCACUUGGAAGCCCUAGGAUAGGGCGUAUUCCUCAGGACAUGGUGAUGAAGCUUACCAUCCUUCGAGACUUGUACUACUUGGAUGACGACGAGACUGAAAGAAGACAUCAAUUGGAACGUCCGAGUAAGGAGGACAAUUAUCAGGACUCUGACGAGGAGGAGGACGACAACAGGUACGAAGAGGAAGAGGAAGAGGAAGAGGAAGGGGAUGAGGAUGAGGAUGAGGAUGACGAGACUGAAGCGGAAAGUAAGGGUGUUUUUAAGACGUCCUAG
Molecule: messenger RNA, 741 nt
Organism: Aspergillus udagawae
Lineage: Eukaryota; Fungi; Ascomycota; Eurotiomycetes; Eurotiales; Aspergillaceae
Exons: 2
Coding region: 1-741 (246 amino acids)
Source: RefSeq, a predicted model, not a curated record